This is a messenger RNA of Myripristis murdjan (pinecone soldierfish), 4032 nucleotides long. It is a transcript of the gene vtg3, whose product is annotated as vitellogenin 3, phosvitinless. The transcript has 28 exons. Gene Ontology annotation, molecular function: lipid carrier activity. Gene Ontology annotation, biological process: cellular response to estrogen stimulus; lipid transport; response to estradiol. The record is from RefSeq and is a predicted model, not a curated record. NCBI's taxonomy places the organism in Eukaryota, Metazoa, Chordata, Actinopteri, Holocentriformes, Holocentridae. The coding region runs from base 1 to 3828 and encodes 1275 amino acids.
AUGUGGGGCUUCCUCCUCUGCUGCCUUGUGGCCUUGGCCACUUGUGAAGACCUCCGCUAUGAGCCAGGCCUCAACCCGAGGAAGACCUAUGAGUACAAAUAUGAGGGAGAGGUGAAUGUUGGACGUGGCAUGCCAAACCUGGCAGAGUCAGGAGUGAGAAUGAUGUGCAAGGUCAAAAUUGCCGGAGUGUCUGCACAAACCUUCAUGCUUCAGGUGUCAGAUCUGGCCUUCGAGGAGUUCAAUGGCUUCCCUGGGAAGAAUGCCUUUGAUGCCUCCCCGAAGCUUAGCAAGCGUAUUGCCGACCAGCUUGUCAAGCCGUUUCUGUUUGAGUACGCCAACGGACGUGUUGGCGACAUCCGCGGUCCCACUGAGAUUCCUGACAGUAUUGUCAACAUUGUGAGAGGGAUACUUGAUUUCCUCCAAGUCACUGUCAAGACCACCCAGAGAGUCUAUGAGCUCGAGGAGGUUGGCAUCCACGGAUUGUGUCAGAGUAACUAUGCUGUGGAGGACAACGCGGAAACAAAGGACAUGAUCAUCACUCAAGUUGUUGAUACCAAUAACUGCAGGGAAAAAGCAGCAAUCUACAGGGGAAUGGCCACUGCUGUUGUCGACAAAUUAUCUGAAGAGAGAGGGGAAUCGGUCAUUUCAACCGUGAGAUAUGUUUACACAGUCAAACCAACAGCAGAGGGAGGUCUCAUUGCCAGGGCCCACGCUCUGGAGCGACAUCAUUUCACUCCCUUCAAUGUCAAGGGCGGCACUUUCAAGAUGCAAACAAUGAAGGAAAUAGUGCUCCUCGGUGUGACUGACACUGCUGGAAGCAUUCCUGUGGGCACCAUGGAGAGCAAGGGCAGCCUGGUUUACAAGUUUGUUGAAGAGCAAGCCAACAUCCCCCUUCUGAUGCAAAACCUGGACGACCCCGUGCCAAAGGCUGUUGAAUUGAUCAAGCGUUUGGCCGAAGCCACCGCUUACCAGAUUGACAAUGCAAAGACUGAGGAUACCAUCAGAGUGUAUCAGCUCCUCCGUGUGACCCCCUUUGAAGGCCUGGAGGCUAUGUGGAAGCAGUUUGCAGGAAAUGAGGAACAGAGGCGUUGGUUUUUGGACAUGAUCGUCGAGGUCAGUGAUGCCAGAAUCCUGAAAUUUCUGGAACUGAGGUUCAAGGCCGAGGAUGUGUCUGCCCUCGAAGCUGGUGAAACCCUCCUGCUGGCGUUUAACCAUCUCCAGGCUAUUCCGGAGCUGGUGGAGAUGGCUAAAGAGUUCCUGACCAUGCCUUUCAGUAAAUCCAAUCCAUACCUGUGGCAGAGUGUGGCCCUUGCGUAUGGCUCUCUGGUGUAUAAGCACUGCGCCUAUUACACACCUUGUCCAGUAGCUGCUGUUCAGCCUCUGCUGGACGUGGCCUUGGAUGCUCUGAGGAACAACAACGAGGCAGAGAUGGUGGUUGCUCUGAAAGCCCUGGGCAAUGCGGGCCAUCCAAACAGUAUUAAAACCAUCAUGCGCUUCCUCCCUGGAGUGGCAGCCACCCCCGUGCAGCUCCCACCCCGGGUGCUGAGUGCUGCUGUGCAGUCUAUGAGACUCAUCGCUGCCCGAGACCCUCACAGUGUCCAGGACAUCACCAUGAGUCUUUUCUUGCAAAAAGACCUCCCCUCUGAGAUACGCAUGCUUGCCUUCAUGGUGCUUUUUGAGACUAAGCCACCAAUGGCUCUGGUGUCCACAGUGACAGCUCACCUCCUGGACGAGAAAGACCUCCAUGUCGCUAGCUUUGCAUAUUCUUACAUGAGGAGCUUCGCCAGGUCCAGUACUCCAGACAAUCAGUUCCUUUCGACAGCUUGCAGUGUAGCUGUAAAAAUCCUGGCCCCUAAAUUUGGACGUCUCUGCUAUCACUACAGCAAAGCAAUGCGCAUGGACUACUUUAAUGACAAUUUCCUAAUGGGCACAGAUGCAGAAGUCUUCAUGCUUAAAAGUACAACAAAGAUCCUCCCCUCUGAGAUCAUGAUGAAAGGGAGAUUCUAUUUCAUUGGGAGAAUUCUCCAGCUUCUUGAGUUGGGUGUCCGUGCUGAAGGAAUUAAGGAACUGUUUGGCACCCACAUCCCUGGAUUAAAAGGAGAUCUUAGUUUCAGUGACUUCCAGGCUAUUGUCAGUGUGCUCCAAAACUGGGAAGUUUUACCAGAAGACAAGCCCUUGUUUUCUGUCUAUUCACGGGCCUCUGGACAAGAAUGGCUCUUUGCUGAUGUGCACAAGAAGUUCAUUCAGAGUGUCAUCAAGGCUGUCAGUCCUUCUGCAGGCAAAGAAAGCCCUGUGUGGGGCAUGAUUGAAAAUCUCCAGAAAGGCAUUUCAUGGCACCGGACGAAGGCUCUUCUGAUGUUUGAGACACGGUAUUUCCAAGCCACCAGCCUGGGCUUCCCACUAGAGAUCAGCAAAUACUUUGAAACAGUCAAUGGCAUCACAGUCAAUGCAAAGGCCGGAGUAAACCCACCCAUAACCGAACAUCUUGGACAACUUCUGACAAGUGAAAUUUCACUGGAGACUGAUGGUUUUGUUGGCCUCACCCAGGAUUUUUGGGUUUUCUACGGGAUCAACACAGAGCUGUUCCAGUGUGGUGCUGAGCUGAAGAGUAAAAUUCCAGUUGCCAUCCCAUGGAAGUUUGCCGCCAAAAUCAAUGUUAGAGAAAAAAAAUUUGAACUGGACUUCCCCCCUUGCAAAAAUGAGUUUGAAAUCUUCUCAGUCACCUCUGAUGUCUACGCAGUCUCUAGGAACACUGAGGAGCCAGAUUUGGCUAAAAUGACCCCAAUGAUGCCCAGCGCCUUAGAUUCCACUGCCCAAGUCCUCAACACGCCUGCGACAGUGAGGUCUGAGUCAAAUCAGAUCGUGACAUCACACAUCUGGCAUCCAAGAGCUAAGAUGUGCAGCGAGAGCAACAUUUAUGGAGCAGGUAUCUGUGUGGAAUCUGAGUUGAGGAGAGAGUAUUACCACGAGGAGUACCCCCUGUACUAUUUCCUGGGAUACACACACCUUGCAUGCAAAGUUGUCCCAGCCCAAGCAAUCAAACCUGUGGACAAAAUCCACUUUGAGUUUAACGCCGGACCAAGCAGGCAUCCAAUGAACGUGCGCCAACUGCUUGAAACUCUGAGGAGGCUUUCCAAGAAAGCCCCCAGACAAUUAAGCCUGUCUUCUGGUUCAGCAUCGACCAGCAGAAUGUCUUCUCACCAGCAUCAUGACAUCAUAGAAGAGGGCUGGGACUCAACACCGGAAGCAGUGUUCAACUUGAAAGCCUUAGCUAUGAGUGGCAACAUGAAGCCCGAGGGUUACGACGCAGCCGUCUACUACACGCCAGAGGCAAACAUGGAGAAUGUCCAGCUGAUUGUGUCCCAGGUUGGAGAGGAGGCCAACUGGAAGAUGUGCACUGACGCCGUCGUGGAUAAGGUCCACGCCGAGGCAAAGGCACACAUGAGAUGGGGAGCUGAAUGUCAGUCCUAUGAAAUGUCAAUGAAGGCCGCCACUGCCCAUCUGCCUGGCUCCAAGCCAGCGCUGAAGGCCAAGGUCCACUGGACGAGGAUCCCUGAAUUCAUGGAGCUUUGGGGCAGAAGAAUUGAAAGAUACAUCCCCGGCAUGGCUUUCCUUUUUGGCUUCUACGAGCGGCAUGAGAAAAAUGCCAAGCAGGAGGUUUCAGCGUCGGUUGUUGCUGCCUCAGCAGACAGCAUAGAUAUGAAGAUCAAAUUCCCAGAGUAUACAGUGUACCGGCAGGCUAUUCCUAUUCCAUUCCCAGUUGCCAGUUUUCAGGAGUUUCAACACGACACCAGAAAUACGACAAUGGACAGCUUUGGACAUGCAUAACCAUAGAGACAACACAGCCCAGCUGGGAGCCAGAUGCCUCUCUCACAGAGAUAACACCGGGACCAGAAUCUCACCGCCAUGCCUAAUUUGAGGAUCGUAAAAGAUGUAUUUCUAAUCCAUGAGAUGUCAGUAGAUUGGAAAUAAUUUGUAAUGGUCCAGAUUUGCUCAUCUGAAAGCAUGUAAAUAUUUGAACACCUUCCCUUG